AUGGGCGCCCGCUCCCGCCAGCCAGCCCAUUUCGCCCCGACGCACCAGCUCACGGGCCACCUCGGCCCUCGCGCCCGGGACAUCUUCCCCUUGCCGUCCGUGGCCCGCCCUCGCGAGGGCUCCAGUUUUGGGCGCAGCCGCCGCGGUCGCCGCCAGCUUGCUGGUGACGUUCCUUGGCAAGACUGGGCCAACGACGCCAUCGACGUCAUGAACGCUGUAUGUGCUCCUGGGGCCCAGCCGUCCGCCCUCGGUAUCUCUGAAGGCCAGCGGGCGUCUCUCGUGCACAUCCAGUCCACCUUCGCCUGCCUCGAGCCGCUGGCCGAGGGCGAGGGUUUUCCCGAUGGAGCUCUUUCGGAUUUCCUCUCUGGCUCCCCGCUGUACUCCACGGGGGGGCUUCGCCGACCCUACUCGCGGGACCUGAUCUCGUGGCCCGACGUUGGCGACGACCCCGUGCCGCUCACGAAGGUCGUGGCUGGCCCGGGCGCUCAGUGGCUUAGGGCAUGGAGCUCGAGCAUGCUGCGUGGUCGCGAGGAGGCUGGCGCCCUUCUGCAGCAGGUUUGCCCUCGUGGGCCAUAUGUCGACCCCCGCCUUGCCUUCUCUCCGGCGACGUUCGCCGACUUCCUCGCGGAGAUGUUGAAGCGGAAGAUGAUUUGCUUCCAGGCGGAGGACCCCAGCAUCAAGCCGAUUGGAGUCUUCUGCGUGGCAAAGAAGAGCAACCGUCUACGGCUCAUUUUUGAUACUCGUACAGCGACUGCGUACUUCACGGACUCCCCAGCCACCACGUUGCCGAGCGCUGCCGCCUUCUCGAACCUGGAGGCGCCCGGAGGCAAGGUGGUCGUCGCGGCGGGAGACAUUGACAACGCCUUCUACCGGCUGCUGAUGCCCGAGGGCUUGUGUCGCUACUUCAGGCUCCCGCCGAUCGACAGGCGGCACUUGGAGGCACGCGGCAUUGCAGGACUUCCUCAUGCCACCAGGGCCACGGGAAGGGAGGACGUGCUGAUUCACAGUCAGUUGGAGUUCGACUCGGCUUCGCCCGGCACGCUGGACCCCGACAAGCUCCCCGAGGACCCCGACAUGGAGCUCCACAGCGAGGGCCCCCUGGUCUUGGAUCUCGGUAGUAAGCUGAAGGAGUUCGACGAGGUGCCCGCUGGUGGAUUCCGUCAGAACGCAACCCUGCCGACGCUCUUUCUCGAGGGCGUCGCUCCUGGUUUUCAGACUCAGACGCCCGCGCUGGACAGCCACCCGCGCAUGGCGGCGCGGCGGCCCCCAGCAGCUGCGUGGCCGCUGGUCCUGCGCCUGCCCGCGCGGAGGCUUCCGCCAGCUGCCUUGGAGGCCCGCAGCCGACGCGCCGCCCCGGCAGGGCGGCUGGAGGCCGAGCGGCCGCCGGCGGGACAGCUCGGCACCCUGGAGACCUUGGCCAUGCGGACCAGCCCGAAGGCGCAAUACCGCAGGAUCCUGAGGGAGUUCGCGGCCUUCUGCUCCGUGAGCCGCCUGGUCUGGAGGGACUUCGACCAGCUCAACUCGGUGACCACCCGCCCCUCGAGCUACAUGGUCGUGCACGGGGCCCCCGCGAGCCAGGGCUCUCCGUGGCGGGCGCCCCUGGCGCACUUCCUGCCGGGUGCCUUUGCCAUCCUCGCGGCGGCUGCGCUGGCGGGGCUGCUCGCCGUCAGCGGGCGCCGACGCAUGGCGAUAGGGAUCCUGCUUUCGUUCAACUGCUACCUGAGGCCGUUCGAGACCAGGCUGUGCAACGAGAGCAAGGUGAUAGAUCUCGACCGGCACUUGUGGCCGCUGCUUGCCGGCCUCAUGGCCGCCGUGGGCCUCGACCCGAGCCUGUGGGAUUUCACGCUGCAGGCCCUGCGCGACCGCUUCGGGGUGUCCGCGGACUUGCCGCAGCUCCAGGCCCUCAGCCCGACCCUCAACGCGCUGCGACACAGCGGGGCGAGCUGGGUUCUGCUGGAGGGCCGGAGGGCGCGGGGGCGAGCCCUGAGGCACGGCCGACGAGCCUCGCCGGGCAGCAUGAGACUCUACGCCAAGGAGGCCUACUUGCAGGAUGCCAUGACCAAGGUUCCCGACUGGGUCUUCGUGUUAGGCCGCUUCGUGCACACCAACCUGCUAGGGAUUGUCGAGCUGGGGUCCGCCCUCGCGCAGCGGCCGCGCCCGUGGCAGCAGCUGCCCGCGCCCGUGCAGGCGCGGAUCGGCGCCUCGCUGCCAUAUCCCCAGCUUUGCGGCAUCAUCUCAUGUGGCGCCAGCGGGUUGCAUCGCAGUGUCCUAGGCUGGCUGGACAGUCUGAGUAAGUCCGCGAACGCGGCGGGCAACCCUGCCGGUAACUCCACGAACCCGGCCGGCAACCCUGCCGGUAAUUCUACGAACCCGGCCGGUGACCCGGCCCGGCCGGUAACCCGGCUGGUAGCCCGGCUGUCAACUGCGCGCCCGGCCGGUAACCCGGCUGUUAGCCCCAGCCCGGCUGGUAACCCGGCUGGUAACCCGGCUGGUAACCCGGCUGUUAACUCCCAGCCCGGCCGACGGCCGGCCCUUUGCCUGGCCGGCAGCCCGGCUGUAACUCCGCGCACCCGGCCGGUAGCCCGGCUGUUAAUUCCCGCGCGCCCGGCUGGUAACUCCGCGCACCCGGCGGAGGCCGCGCCGCGCGGGGCGAUGGACCUCCAGUUCGCCUCGCCCAGGUCGGACACAGGCGGCGUCGGCGAGUCGGAGUCGCCCCGGAGAAACCGUCUGCGCGACCUGACGCUGCUCCCGAUGGCACCGCCGCGGACUGCGUCGCCCCGGCGGGCGUCGCCCCGGCCGGCGGCACAGGUCCUGAUGCGGUCGCGCUCUGCGCCAGCGCGCGGCUUCCGGGCCCUGGCGCACGGCAUGCGGAGCGUGUACCGGGCUCAGGCCAUUGUCGACGACGGCCACCCGCCUCAUGUCAGUUCUCUUUUGCUGCAGCGCAUCACGGUGCUGCUGCAGGGCGGGGACACGUUCCACAAGUGUGCGGACCGCAUCUUCAGCGAGCGCGCCGUCGAUAACCAAGGCUUUAUAGACGGCGAGCCCGGCGAGCGGGUUCUGCCCAUGAAGCAUUUGGGGGACAUUUUCAUGCACUGGAAGAUCCCCACGGACCACAUGUCCACAUUCUGGGCGCUACUUCGCAAGCAGCCCUCCGCGUUUCACGAGGCCACCUUGCCGGAAUACAUCAGCUAUCAGGAUUUCCACGACGUCCUUUUGCGAACACUGCGGCGGUUGCGGGACAUGUAUUCCCCUGAGUCGCGCGGGGUCAGCAGGGAUAAGCUGAUAAGGCAAAGCACGCAGAAGUUCGGGGUGGCGUAUGAUGUGUACGAAUCUUGCGGGAAGGGCGCCUUUGGCGAGUGCAUGCUCGUUACCCACAAGAAGUCAAAGACGCAGAGGGUGGCGAAGAGGAUCGAUUGCGCGAACGCCAAGGUUCCAGUUGAGGAGAUCCAGUUCGAGCUCAACACGUUGAAGGAGUUGGACCAUCCGAAUAUUGUGAAGAUUUUUGAGUGGUUCGAGGAGGAUUGUUCAUACCUAUUGGUCAUGCAGGCGGCCAGAGGCGGGGAUCUGAGGCAGUUGCUCAAGAAAGUGAUAAGCGACCAAGGCAAGUCUGGCUUGGAAGAACCCCUUACGGCGAACAUUGCUUCGCAGGCACUGAGAGCAUUGGCCUACGUGCAUGAGACCAAGCACAUCGUCCAUCGAGACAUCAAGCCGGCGAACAUGCUACUCGCGACCCCUGAUUUCAACAAUCCGAAGAUCUUGCUCGCAGACUUCGGCGUUGCUGAGUUGUUCGACGACAACUCCAGUCACAACGUCAGGGGCACCGUGGGUUACAUGUCACCUGAGGUAUUCGAAAACAAAGUGGGCCCGCGUGUGGACGUCUGGGCAAUGGGCAUCGUGGUGUACGAGCUGCUGUGCGGCGAGCGGCCGAUCAAGGCGGACAAUCCAAUGGCGAUGUUCGCCAAAUUGCGCUCGACCGCGAUCAGCUAUAAGCCGCUUCAGGAUGCCGACGCCAGCGAGGCGGCGGUGGCAUUCAUCCAGCAGCUCCUGCAGAAGAAGGUCGAGGACAGGCCUCUGGCCUCCCAAGCGCUGGAAGACGGAUGGCUCACGCAGAAGGCAGACCAUUUUGCUUUGCAGGGCCGCCAGUCUCGCAAGGCGAAGCAGUCGGUGGUAAGCUUCACCAACGCCAGCCACUUCACCAAGGUGGCCAUGAACUGCAUAGCCGCCCAAAUGGACACCUCCAAGAUCGAGGGCCUCACCGCGAUCUUUCACAAGUUCGACGUCGACAACGACGGGAAAUUGUCAACCGAGGAAUUGGCCGAAGGGCUCAAGGAGAUGCAGAUCGACAGCGACUCCAUUAAAGAGAUGGUGCGCGCCGUAGACAUGGACCACAACGGGACCGUGGAGUACUCGGAGUUUGUUGCGGCGCUGCUAGCCACCCAGGGCAAACUAGUGGAGGAGGUCAUCUGGCAUGCCUUCGAGGUCUUCGACGUCAACGGCGACGGCCAGAUCUCGCUAGACGAGCUCAGGUCGAUGAUGUCCGAGGACGGCCCGCUCACGGCCAUGCUGCCAGACGGGAAGAAGAUCGACGAGGUCCUGGCAGAGAUCGAUACUUCCCAAGACGGCGCCAUAUCGUUCAACGAGUUCCGUGACUACAUCAUGCAGGGCACCAACAGCUCGUCGGAUCAGCUCGACCGCGAGGAGCCGCUGAGGACCACGAUGGCGCGCCUGGCGCCUCACGUCGGCCGCCCCGAGGCCGAGCUUGUGGCGCAGGCCGACCGGCUCGCCCAGCAGCACUGGCUGGGUACCAUCGGGGACGUGCAGCAGCUCUCGGAGGCGGAGUGGACGCGGCUCGGCUUGCCCCUGAAGCUAGAGCGGGUGUUGCGCGCGUACAUCUCACAUGAUGGCAAAUGACGGGGCCGAGCUCGCGCCAUCCUGUGAUAAUCCAUCCGUCCUUCCUCCAUCCUCCUACCCAAGAGAGAGAGGGAGGAAUAGAGGAGAGGACUUGUGAAGCAUACCGGCAUAGGGCAUGAGUUGUUUACGCUUCUCGCUAAGUGAUUGCAAGUAUGCUGCUGCCAGUAUGGUCGGCACAGCAACUCUGGCCGUUGGUCCGCGCCGUGCGCCCCUCCGCAGAGAGCCGCGC
This is a messenger RNA of Prorocentrum cordatum, 5140 nucleotides long. NCBI's taxonomy places the organism in Eukaryota, Dinophyceae, Prorocentrales, Prorocentraceae. The record is from the annotation of a GenBank genome assembly.